Molecule: messenger RNA, 75 nt
Organism: Spirodela intermedia
Lineage: Eukaryota; Viridiplantae; Streptophyta; Magnoliopsida; Alismatales; Araceae
Source: the annotation of a GenBank genome assembly
AUGGUGAAUGGCCCAAAUUCUAUAACACUCGUGACGGCAGGUUCGGCCUCACCUGCGGGGUAUUGUACUCGAUGA